This is a messenger RNA of Hydra vulgaris (swiftwater hydra), 819 nucleotides long. The record is from RefSeq and is a predicted model, not a curated record. NCBI's taxonomy places the organism in Eukaryota, Metazoa, Cnidaria, Hydrozoa, Anthoathecata, Hydridae.
UAUAUAUCUUUUAUUUGUCAAAUAUGUCUGCGUUUAUUGAUUUCUUUCACUGGUUUCUUUAUAAAGAAAAGAAAGAAUCCUUUAAGAAAAAAUGAAGUUAAUUGUUUAUGCAUGCGUACUUAUGAUGAUGGAAACUGUAGCAUGUACCUACAAUUUGAAUUGGGUGUUGUUGAAAAAAAAUGCUUGUUUUCAGGCAAAAGAUAAUCAACCAGCCGUUGUUCCUGUAAAUAAAUCAGGCUGGUUAGUCGCAGCUAAGCUUGUACAUGUUAGUGGCAUUUUGAAAUGCCACCCAUCACUCCCCGGGAGCAAAUUUGGCUGCGUUAACGGCGACUUAUUUAAUAUCUUUGUUUGCGACGAAAAGCGACAAACUAUUUUUCCAUCUCCAAAUCAAGCAAUUAUUUAUGACGCUUAUAGAAAUUUUCAAUACCGUGGAUUUACUGCGAACGACAACGAAGUAGUUUUUACCGAUUUGAGUUACCCUGUUUACUUAAAAGCUGGAAAACAAAUUACGAUUUGGAAUGGCGAGGAUCUUAUUGAUCUAACAGAAGGAGAUAAUUCUGGAACUGUUUGCGUUGACGUUUACGGUUCAUUCUAUAGUUCGUUAAACUAAUCUGUGAAACUUGUUUGUUAGUUGUAAAACAUGGUUGAUAUUGAAUUAAAAAAACAUUUGAAAAAAUCUUAUCUUUUUAUAUUAUUUUACUUUUAGAAUGGUAUCUUUAGUUUCUUAAUAAAAAGUUAAAUUUGAAAUUAGAAUUUAAGAUUCAACAAAAAUGAAACAUUAUUUAAUGUAAACUUCAUUUAAAACUUAUUGUUAAUUAA